CCAAGGCUAUGAUGGGGCUAGUAAUAUGGCUGGUCGAUUUAAAGGAGUACAGACUAUUGUGAAAUCUAAAUACCCCAACGCUAUAUAAUAUGUACAUUGUGCAGCACAUUCGCUGAAUUUAGCUGUUUCAACAGCUAGUGGCAUAAAACCUAUCAGAAAUUGUUUGGGGGUGAUCGAAAAAGUUUAUAAUUUUUUCAAUACCCCUAAAAGAAAUUCUGUUCUUUUAAAUACCAUUGAGAAUUCAAAUAAUGCACCCCAAGUAAAACAACUCAAACGGCUUUGUGCUACUCGUUGGAUUCAACGUUAUGAUUCUGUAAAUGAUUUUUCUGAACUAUUUUCAUUUGUUCUCAAUGCGUUAGACAUUAUAUCUGAUUGGAAAGAAUCAACAGAUGCUGAAAUGCUUCAGAAAGCGUUAAAAGAUUCAGAGUUUAUGAUUUCUUUGAUUGUUAUAAAGGUAUUAUUUUCUUAUGGACUUCCGCUGUGUAAACAAUUGCAAAAAGUUCAAAUUGAUUUGAAAAAGACAAUACUCAUAGUAGAAAAUGUAAUAGCUACUUUAAAAUGUAUCAGAGAAAAUAAUGAAAUAGAAUUCAAAAUUAUCUAUAAUAAUGUCAAAAAAAUGGCAGAUGAUGUUGGAAUUGAAUUGCUAGAGAAAAGAAUUUCUUCUAAACAAACACAUAGAGCUAAUCCAAAUUUACAAAAUCAUUCUACCGAACAAUACUAUCGUGUAACAGUAUUUUUACCAUAUAUUGAUUACUUUAUAUCACAACUUACUGAGCGUUUUAUAAAUCAUAAAAGUAUUUUUGAAGGGUUCGAUUGCAUUUUUAAAACCCAGCCAUUGCCACUAGAGAUAAAUGACCGAGAACAAUUUAAUAAGCUUGUGAACAUAUAUUCACCCGUUGUAGAUAAAUUCAAUAGCAUAGCCGAAUUCAAUAUGUGGAAAACAAAACUAUUUACAGAUAAUAUCAUUCUUAGUUCAGGAUUACAGGCAUUAGAAAUUUGUGAUAAAGAAUUUUAUCCCAACAUUUACAUGUUGAUAAAAAUAUUUUGUACGCUUCCAGUGUCAACAACAACUCCUGAACGAUCAUUCUCUAAUUUAAAAAGAAUUAAAACUUAUCUCAGGAAUAGUAUGAAUGAAACUAGACUGAAUGGAUUGGCUCUAUUAGCAUGCCAUACAGAAACAAAGAUUACACCAGAUGAAGUCAUUGAUGAAUUGUCGCUAAAAAAUAGAAGACUGGAGUUUGUUUUGUAA
Molecule: messenger RNA, 1249 nt
Organism: Metopolophium dirhodum (rose-grain aphid)
Lineage: Eukaryota; Metazoa; Arthropoda; Insecta; Hemiptera; Aphididae
Product: 52 kDa repressor of the inhibitor of the protein kinase-like
Exons: 5
Coding region: 398-1249 (283 amino acids)
Molecular function (GO): protein dimerization activity
Source: RefSeq, a predicted model, not a curated record